AAACAGCUCCAGCCGCAGCCGGACUCUCUCUCUCACUCUUACCUGGGGCAAUGGGCCCUGGGACUCGGUCCUCACCAUCGCCGCCGUCGCCGCUGCUGCUGUCCCUGCUGCCGCUGCUGCUGCUGCUGUCCCCGACCGUGCGGGGUGACUGCGGCCCACCUCCAGAAAUACCUAAUGCCACGCCAGAGGUGGAUGGAAAAACCAGUUUUCCCGAACAAAGCUUUGUGGUAUAUUCAUGUAAUAAAGACUAUCGAAAAAUUCCAGGCAAGCAAGACACAGUGUCCUGUCAAAAUGAUCAAUGGUCGAGUCUGGACACAUUCUGUAAUAAAAGCUGCAGUGCUCCAACAAGAGUGACUUUUGCAUCCCUCAAAACGGAAUAUAUCAAUGUGAAUUAUUUCCCGAUUGGUAGCACUGUGCAAUAUGAGUGUCGGCCAGGAUAUCAAAGAGUACCUUCACUGUCAGUUAAAUCAACUUGCCUUGAUAAUUUAGAAUGGUCCACAGUUGCUGAAUUUUGUAAAAGAAAAUCAUGUCCUAAUCCUGGAGACUUGCAAAAUGGUAAUAUCAACAUACCAACGGACAUAUUAUUUGGUUCAGGAAUAUAUUUCUCAUGCAACACAGGGUACAAGCUAGUUGGUGUAGACUCUGUCUUCUGUUACGUUACGGAAAAGACUGUCGAAUGGAGUGACCAAUUCCCAGAGUGCAUAGAAAUUCUUUGUCCAGAUCCACCACAAAUUAAGAAUGGAGAAAUGCAAGGAGAAAGUAAAACUUACGUCUAUAGACAAUCUGUCACCUAUUCAUGUGCCACAGGCUUCGUCCUGGUUGGAAACAGUUCCAUUUAUUGUACCGUGAAUGGUGAUCAGGGAGAAUGGAGCGGCCCAGCACCCCAGUGCACAGAGAAACCCAAGAUCACAACAACAACUCGGAAAUCAAUAACAGUUACUGUUCCAACUACAAGAGUUCCAUCAACGUCUCUAAAACCAACCACAGGUACAAGAGGUCCACCAUUACCUCAGAAACCCACUACAGUUAAUGUUCCAGGUACAAGAGGUCCUCCAACAUCUCAGAAACCUACUACAGUCAAUAUUACAGCAACACAGCGUGUGCCUGAUAACGAGACAACCACACAUCAUCCAACAGGAACAUCUGAAAAGAAAGAAAGGUCUACCUCAGGUGAUGACCGUCUUAUAUAUGGUAAGUUUGACUCACAGGGAGUUAAAAGAAAUUACCAUCACUAUGGGAGGCCUAAUCAGUAUUUCUGGAAGAGAAUGUUAUCUUUUAACUGUCUGAGGAAAACUAUAAAGAUGCGGUGUCUAUGGGCACCCAAGGGAAGAUGGGUCCAUGCAUUUUACCAGCAUGUUUUGUGGACACCGUUAGGCACCCGGUAUGCUCCAUCAUAUUCCCAGCAGUGUUCUUGUUCUAAGGAAGCCAUAGGACAGCUUCAGAUCAUUUGGCCAGUCAGUCAGGUAGCACUGACUGCCCAGUGUGUCAGUAUGCUGUCUUAGGGACAGAAGAAGCAUAAAAGCAGCUGUCAAUACAGUUUCUAUCCAAAGAGCUGUGUAAUUAACUGGCUCUUGUUUUAAGCUCUUGAUCUAAAUCUCCAGUUUUAGAUCUCUGUUACAGUCCAGAUGUGGCAGGGCUCAUUCUUGAUGACAGCUCCCUCCACCUCUAAUAAUCGUUUUCAGCAAAGUUCUCUUAAAAUAUAUUCUGUCCUGGGUGGUAGCGCACGCCCUUAAACCCAGCACUCGGGAGGCAGGGGCAGACGG
Myodes glareolus (Bank vole) is the source of this 1763-nucleotide messenger RNA. The record is from RefSeq and is a predicted model, not a curated record. NCBI's taxonomy places the organism in Eukaryota, Metazoa, Chordata, Mammalia, Rodentia, Cricetidae.